Molecule: messenger RNA, 4278 nt
Organism: Lepisosteus oculatus (spotted gar)
Lineage: Eukaryota; Metazoa; Chordata; Actinopteri; Semionotiformes; Lepisosteidae
Product: membrane progestin receptor gamma-B
Cellular component (GO): membrane
Molecular function (GO): signaling receptor activity
Source: RefSeq, a predicted model, not a curated record
AGUUUUUAACGUUUUGGAAAACUUUAAGAAACAAAGAUUGCCAGGCCUUGAAAUAUUAAGAAAACUUCGGACUUCGUAAGAAUCCACAGAACACUGAGAGAAACUCUGCAGGAAGACAUUGAAGCUUGUUGGCAUUGAAACAGGCCAGAAGAAAAGGCUUCAAUACUGUGCUGGGAGCGAGUCAUACAGAGGGGAGUUCAAUGGUAAAACUGAAGUCCUGCAGAGAUCCUACAGACAGGUGUCACCCACACCGGCAGGACUUCGUGUUUAAACUGUACAGGCAGGGUGGUGCUCUAACACAGAGGCGAAGGAAAUAGUGGGGCAGGUGAAGUUAAACACUCAGCAGUCCGGCUCAUGGGAGUCAUGGCAGUCAAGCUUCACGGUGCUGAAACAGGGAAGAGAAGGUGCAGGACACUGUGGCUGCACAAUUUGGAAGCCCGAGCCUUUUAAAUGACAUGGGUUUAUAGAAUUAGGACUUCUCAGGCUUGUAGAUUUCAAGUUUACAAGACGGUCUGUGAGCUGUUUUGUUUUGUUUAUUUUGUGCAUUAAGACAUGCUCUAGAACUUCGUACAGGAAUGCCCAGUUUUUCAGAUCUCUGCUUUGUAAAAGCAGUCGACACCUUUGCUUUCUUGUCUGAUCCAGUCCCAGAGGUGACACUGACUUAUUGGUGCAGUGGCUUCAGAAAUAGUGAUUGAAAAAAAAAAUUCUGUGAUGUCUCUUUUCGACCGGGGUGCUGUUGGUGACCAAGGACUAAAAACAAAAGGAAAAAAACAAACAAAACCUCGACGAGUAUUGACACUUCAAACAUUGGGUGCCUGGAAAAACACUCCGCUCUGCUUCCAGUAACGUGAGCCCAUUUGCAUUUUUCAAGAACAGCGUCUUUGGGAAUUUCAGAAGGAGGAUGGGCUGGCGGUUCUCUAGCUGUGACACACCGGGGCUGCCUGGAGCCCGGCUCCUUUUUCUCCAGCUGGCAUAAAAAUGUGUUCGUGAGGGCGGAAGCGCCAGGAAUUCCAGUGUUCCGAGCGAGAGCUGCAAACGGAGGAAGAGCUGGCUGUGUGGAUCACAGGGUGUGUGGUUCUAGAAACCCCCCACACCCUGCUGGCUCUGACUCUGGCUCUGGCUCAGCUCCUGCCUGCAAUUCCAGGAGAAAUGUGGGGCGGUGAGCGGGCGGAUGGAGGGGUUGAGCCUGAUUUGGUCAUUCCUGUUCUUCUGGUUGCACAGCACGGGUCACAUGUUGAAGCGCCUGCUUCAGCCUUCACACAGUGGGAGAAACUGGACUGGCCAGGUCAGCAGGUCAGGUGCCUUGGCGUGACAUUGUGACACAGCGGAAUUGUGGGACAGGGACAUUAGAACCCCCCACCCCCCACCCCCCCCCAGCUCAAUAGCACGGGUUCUGCUCCUGAGGCAGGGGCAAGAGUCAGGGCAGGGUGAGUGGCUGUGGACCCGGGCGAUGUCGAGCACAGACCCUGAUCUUCAUGCCUUCUGUGGCUGAUGACACUGCACUUCCAGCUACAGUAGGGAAUUCCUCAGAUUGAGGAACCCUCUGUGGACAGCCAGUACAUGCAGUGGCUCUGAGAUCCUGUUGGAGACUGGGACAGACUGGGAACAACACUGGAGCGUGGGGAGGUCCUGGGAGGGGGAUCGGAGUGUGAUAACAGAUCAGCUUCAAGGCUACAGUGUGAAGAGGGACAGGGAGCAGGAUACAGCUGUGGAGAGAGACUGGGAGCAGGAUCCGGCAGUGGAGAGAGACUGGGAGCAGGAUCCAGCUGUACAGAGAGACUAGGAGUGAGAUCCUGGAGUGCAGGGAGACAGGGAGCAGGAUAACACUUUGCAAAGGGGCUGCUAAGAGGAUUGCCGUGUGGAAGUGGGGCUGUGUUUGGGACACUGGUGGAUAACGUUCACAGUUGACAGCAGAGCAGAAACCAGAGAUUCCUUCUUUGCACAGUGCUGUCUUCCUUUUUUUGCGACUGGCUGUCCUGUCCACCAUGUUGAGCUUGAAGCUGCCCCGUGUCUUCAGCAUCAACCAGGUGCCCAAAGUGUUUCAUGAGGACAGCAUCAUCUCGGGAUACCGGCAGCCCUGCAGCUCCGCCACCGACUGUGUCCUGAGUGUCUUCCAGCUGACCAAUGAAACGCUCAACAUCUGGACGCAUUUCCUGCCCACCUGGUAUUUCCUGUGGAAGCUGCUGACAGUGGUGUUUAUGCAGGACGUGUGGCACGAUGCUUUCACGUGGCCAUUGGUGGUGUUCCUGGCCUCCUGCUGCAUGUACCCACUGGCGUCCAGCUGUGCCCACACCUUCAGCACCAUGUCGACCCGCGCACGCCACAUCUGCUUCUUCUUCGACUACGGUGCCCUCAGCUUCUAUAGCCUGGGCUCGGCCAUCGCUUACUCUGCGUACGUGAUCCCAGACAGAUGGAUAGGCAGCACCUUCAGCCGUUAUUAUGUUCCCAUUGCUGUGUUCAACACGGUGCUGUGCACUUCUCUGGCCUGCUAUUCACGGCUUGGCUCACCGUUUCUCCAUUAUAACCAUGACGUCACCAAGAGACUUCCAGAGUGUGAGCGACCAAAGCUGAGCAAAGCCCUUCGCGUUGUGGCCUUUGCUUAUCCCUACCUGUUUGACAACAUUCCCGUCUUCUACAGGAUCUUCUUCUGUGUGGGAGAAGGCUGCACGGACAACGAGACCAAUCUCCUGCACUACCGCCACAUGGCGCUGGCCUUCUUAACUGGCUUCCUGUUCGCUACACACCUCCCCGAGCGACUGGCGCCCGGCUGCUUCGACUACAUUGGUCACAGCCACCAGCUGUUCCACGUCUGCGGAAUUCUCGGGACGCACUACCAGGUGGAGUCCAUCGUCAUGGACAUGGCGCAGAGGCGGCAGUGGCUGCUGGCACACGGCCCCCCCGUCACCUUCGCCAGCAGCUUUGGGGCGGGGCUGCUGUGCGUGGUGCUCAGCCUCGGCAUCAUCUGCGCCUUCAGCCUGCCCCUGUUCUGGGCCCCCGCCGCCCCCAGGAAACAGAAGAGGAGCAGGAGGCCGAGGGCGGCUCCAAAGGCGUCGUCCGACUGACAGCAGCUCUCGGUGGCUGGGAGUCUGGUGCAGAGCGCUGGUCGGGGAGGAGCUGUUACAGGGGACACUGGCUCUGUGAACACUAGUUUUAGGCCAAAGAAAAUGGGUAAGAUGUUUUUUAGGGAGUGGAAGGUUGGGGUAAAAGACUAACUGUUGCACUGUUUUGAAAGAUGGAUCACUGUCUGUCAGCCAAUUUGUCCAUAAUAGCCCAACCAUCUGGAGAAAGGAGCCUCUGCCUGCUGCCCUCCGAUUGGAUAAAUGGGAUACAUUUUUCUUGGGUGCAGUUCUUCACACCGUCCAGUACAGAGCAACUCGUGAUCCACAACAGACUUCGUUUAUAAUGUUACAUUAGGUCCUGUCUAUUAGUUUAAAACACAUAUGCUGUUUUGUUUGAAAGAAGGACCUCACCUUCUCAGGUAAUAUCUUGUGAAUGUUAUUUGCACACCUUGUGUGGUAUUUGCACUUUUUUUGCGAGAGGGGAUGAUCGAUGUCUUCCCCUUCUGCACUAUACAUUUUUUUUGUUUCGGUCAAGAAUUUCUUGAUGGAGUCAAGAGGUCACAAAACACUAGAAAGAAGUCUGAUUGGCUUUUGUCAAUUAGUUCCACAGUGGCUGGUGACCAGUGACCAGUGUUUAUGGUUCAGCGCACAAAGAUGUGGGCAGAGUUUUCUGCAGCUCUGUGUCUGCCGUGUGCACUGUCCUGUGGCCUACUGGCAUGUCACUGUACCCUCUGUCGUUGUCAGUGUCAGAGUGCCCUAUUCUGUUGUCUCAGAGUCCACUGUGUGGCAUAGCCAAGAGCUCCCUCUCCUGGGGGAGCCUGAGGACCCUUCUUGCCAGAUUCAAGAUUGUGUUAUAGCAGGGGCAGGGGUCGUGGAAGCUAAUGCUUCGAACAGGGGACAAAACAGAUGUCAACAGAUUUUUUUGUUGUUGAAUUUGAAGAAAAUUCUGGCUCAGUUGGUGUAGUAGGCCUGAGUUUCAGUGCUCUACCCCUACAGAGCAGAGACAAUCCCUGUCACAGCUGGUAGCUCGGCCUUGUGCGCCUGUGCAGACACUCAUGGAAAAGCUUGGUAAUACGGUGUCUGUGGGAUCUGUGGGAGUGGAAGUGCAGGAGCUGAGAUGGACAGGUCUGAUGUGCUUUAGGAAAGGAAUAUGGCUGGAACUCGCUUUUAAACCUGCAAUGCUCCCAAACAACCCGUGUCUAGACAGGUACCCUUUAAA